UUAUGGAUCAUAUUGAUAUAGUUCACAUGAAUCUUAUUUUAUCUCAUGAUAAAAUACUCCCAAUUUCUGCCCAGUCAGUUCACAUUGUUCUUGGUUUACCAAUUGGCGGUGGAGAGCUCACCUUUACCAAGACCAAGGAGAUUACAAAUGCAAAAAAAGAUCUGUUUGAUAUGCUUGGUGAGAAAUUGUCGAUCGAAAGGCUCAAGCUUGAAGUUUCCAAGGGCCUUGCGGAUGAGUUGUCAUUGAGGUGUUUCUUCAUGAUAGUGUUUAAUAGGCUUUUGUUCCCGACAUCAUCAUAUGAUGUUUCGAACAACGAUGUCAGACUUACUAUGGAUAUGAGCAAGAUUGGUGAAGUUGAUUGGUGCAAGCUUGUUGUUGAGGACAUUAGAGCAGCAGCUUCUCAAUGGCAACGUCGUGAUUGUAAGGUCAUUAACCCGACCAUAUCCGGUUGUUCCCCAUAUCUAUUGAUAUAUUAUUUGGAUAAUCUCAAUCACGAGCUGAACAAAGGCGAUAGGAUUUCAAUCCCUCGUGCAGCAUUAUUUGACAAACACAAGGUUGAGCACCUUACAAUGCAUGAUAGAUUCACCGACAGACAUGGAAAAUUGGUCUAUGGUGGUACUCAGUUCAUGAGUCAGGUGGGAUCGUGCUACCAAUCGCAUCAUCCAGCUAUCUUCGCUGGUCCUAGCCACUGCAGCACAUCAGAUAAGUCUACAGAAGUUCCGCUUCUGAAUGAUCUACUCUCUGGUGCCAGAACUUUUCUUACUGGCCGCAGUGCGAAAGAAUUUUCCACUAUGGUUUCAGAAGUUGACUCCUACAUCAGCGCCAAGUUGGCAAUUGUAUAUGAUGCUAAGCAGAAAAUACACGAGAAUAUGUGUGUUAUUGAUGAUGCUCAGCAGGCAAUAGUAUCCCGUCAGCGUCAAUUAGCAGAAGAAUUUCGUCGACUCUUAGAAGAUGGCCAAACUGUUACAGAACCAGCACAUACUGCUGAGGGGCAGCAACAUGCACAAACUGAAGGCAAUUUUGAAACUGUAAAUCCCAACCUGUCUAAAGAGGCUGACAUAGAUGGCCAAAUUGUUAAAGAACCACCACAUAAUGCUGAGGGGCAGCAAUCUCCACAAACUGAAGGCAAUUUUGAAACUGUAAAUCCCAACCUCUCUAAAGAGGCUGACAUAGCAUCCGGAGACCAUGUGGGAGAUGUUAAUGUUACUAAUGAUGAGCAGCAGCGUUCGCCACCACCAGGUGCUAACACGUCUCCGGGAGGAAUUGAUUCCUCGCCUCAUGUCAUCCCCAAUCUACAUGCAUCUACAUCUCCACCACAUGAGUCUGGUCGAUCGGAAGCUAAUGUCAAUGAGGAUACUUUUGACCCUAAUGGCGCCUUCAGUUUUCUUAAUGAUCCAACCCCUCCCCAGAUAGAAUCAACUUCCGACCGUACGGUUGGCCUUUCAAUUGUUCCGAACCAGGAGGUACUUGCUAAUACAUUGGAAAAUCCCACAAAGGAAGGCUCUGCUGAAGGCAAGGACGGCAAUACAGAUGAUGCUAUCGAUGCUGUUGACAAGAUUAUCUCAAAAUUACAUAUCGACGGAAACUUCAAUGCAUACUUGAAUGACGAGGCAGUCCAAGCAUCUACGGAGGCACCAACACAGCAUGUUUUUGCAAAACCGGAAAGAAUACAUGAUCUAGAGGCAAUGUUCCGGGAAAAGCAUCCAAAUCAAAAGUUUAAGGUGAACCCAUUGCCACCACCGGCAAACAAGGCGAAAACGUCCGAAUUGUCGACCGACAAUGUGCUGCCUCGUCAUUACAAGAGAGCGAAUCGGAAACCUCCAAUGUACUCGUCGCCAUUCAAGGCAGGAAAGAGCAGGACUGUCCCUGUAGUUGAUCAUGCAAUGCAACUACGAGACCUUUUAUGCUCCCCAGGUUCACCAUUAAAAAGCCAUUACUUGAUUCAAUUCCUCCCAUUUGCAUGGACGGGUUCAGAUAUUGCUGACUCAUUCUCAGAUGGGUGA
Messenger RNA from Phragmites australis (common reed), 2003 nucleotides. RefSeq lists its product as uncharacterized. The record is from RefSeq and is a predicted model, not a curated record. Bases 3 to 2003 code for a protein of 666 amino acids. The transcript is spliced from 10 exons. NCBI's taxonomy places the organism in Eukaryota, Viridiplantae, Streptophyta, Magnoliopsida, Poales, Poaceae.